AUGUCAGCUAAUUCUUUUAAGCAAACCUAAGCUUAAAUUAAUACUCAACCACUACCAAAACCAUUUUCUUACAUACCAGAUAGUCCAACUAAUAAACCUGAGAAAAAAGGGGAAUAAGAAUUUAUAAAAUUAAGCUUAAACAAAUAAAGUAGUACUCAAUCAGAUGCAGAAAAUAUUGCUAAUUCUUAUUUAACUACUAAUGAAAAAAAUAAUCUCUCAUUUGCUCUACAAAAAAAAUUUCCAAUGGUUUCAAAUUUUACUAUUAAUCAUAAUAUAGAAAAGUAUGAAUAUGAUAAACCAAUCAAAAUUUAAUAACCAUCUAAGAUUUAUUGUAAAUUUUGCAAUACUAGGAAACCAACUUAGAUUUUACUAAAAAAUGGAUCAAAUACGUACAUCCUUGCAUGUAUUUUAUUCUUUUUAUUUCUCCCUUUAUUUUGGGUUCCUCUGAUAUCCAAUAAAUGUAAAGAUUAAGUAGAAAUCUGUGUUGUUUGUAAUCGUUAUGCAAACUUUAUUCCAUUUAGAUUAUUGUGA
Messenger RNA from Paramecium primaurelia, 531 nucleotides. Lineage: Eukaryota; Ciliophora; Oligohymenophorea; Peniculida; Parameciidae. The record is from the annotation of a GenBank genome assembly.